This is a messenger RNA of Drosophila novamexicana, 479 nucleotides long. Its product is annotated as kunitz-type serine protease inhibitor 28-like. Lineage: Eukaryota; Metazoa; Arthropoda; Insecta; Diptera; Drosophilidae. The record is from RefSeq and is a predicted model, not a curated record. The coding region runs from base 47 to 358 and encodes 103 amino acids. The transcript has 2 exons. Gene Ontology annotation, molecular function: serine-type endopeptidase inhibitor activity.
AGUUUGCAUUUGAAGCUGAACUGAAAGCUUUGUGAUUUGUAUUCAAAUGAAGUUAUAUUUGGCUCUGGUUUGUCUGGCGCUGGUGGGUUUUGUGGCCCACACCGAGGCGAGAAGAGAGACUCUUCCACAAUGUCCUGGACAACCCAUUGCCCACAGCUGCAAUAUACGUAGAGAUCUUGGUCAUGAUCGCUAUGAUUGGUGCAAGGAUUUCGCGAUGCCUGAGAUGUGGUAUUACAACAUAUUGCAUCGAUCCUGCAAUAAGAUGAUAUUUCUUGGCUGCGGUGGCAAUUUCAAUCGUUUUUGCACGGAAGAGGAGUGCGAGCGAACGUGUCUGACCUCAGACGAAGACAAAGAAUAACAAAUGUUAUUAAUUAUAUAUACACUAUAUAUAAUACAAUAUUAUGUAUUGUGGGUGGAAUACAAUAAUUCAAAUUAAGUGUAUUCUAUUGCGCCCUAAUAAAGACUAUAUACAAAGCUUA